Messenger RNA from Botrytis byssoidea, 954 nucleotides. RefSeq lists its product as uncharacterized. The record is from RefSeq and is a predicted model, not a curated record. Bases 1 to 954 code for a protein of 317 amino acids. The transcript is spliced from 2 exons. Lineage: Eukaryota; Fungi; Ascomycota; Leotiomycetes; Helotiales; Sclerotiniaceae.
AUGGAUCUUGCAGAAGACGAGCCAUAUACGGCCAUGGACUGGAAUGCCGCAUCUGCUCCUGCUGAAAGAGAAAUGCAGCAUCAGUCAAAUUCUGGUGGAAUGACAGAUGGUGUUAUGGGUGAAGAUAUACUAGAUGAGGAUGUCUCUGAAAAACGAUGUGGCCGUUCAGGCUGUCUCAAUCGAUUCAAAAAAGACGGUUUCAAUUGCAAGGAAUGCCAGUCGCAGAUAUAUUGCAGUGACAUAUGCGCAGAGAAACAUUGGCCGGAUCACAAAUUUAAUUGCGAGUGUCUUAAUUAUGUUCUGAGCAUCGACAUGGACCUCCAGAGAUAUCACAACAAUUGGCCUGGUUGUAUCAUGUCCUGUCCAGCAAGAGCCACCUUUGAGGACUUUUACCAGGCACUCAGCCUCUCCUUGCCUUGUCUUCGACCUAUAUAUCGCUUCGUCAUCUUUGACAGGAGCCAGAUGAACGGACCUAUUAGCCGCUAUCCACGACCUGAAAAGAUUAUCACAGGACUGAAACUAAACUUUAAUCCAGGAUCAAUAAUAGAAGACAGUCGACGGAUAUCCCUUAUUGAUAUUUUUUGCAAACAUCCAUAUGAGCAGGGCAAAAAGAUUAUUCAUUACAUAUGUCGAGACCCCAGGAUUCAGCAAGACUGGCAGUAUAUUGUUUUAUCUAUGGAAAGAGCACCGGUUUCUCCAUUUCUGAUUAUGUGGAGGGGUGCUUCUAGGUGUAUAGAGGAUUAUGGCAAAGGCCAAAAUCUUGUGACCUUGAGACUUGCAUAUGAAGCUUCUGAACAGACAAAAGAACAGAGAGAAUUGCUCUCUUGGUACGAAUCAAUCGAACACUCGAAGGCUAGCAGAGAAGGAAUAAAUCAAGCUCUGAGCAUUAUCCGAACUUCCACGCGCCCCUCUAAUACCCAUUAUUCCCAUAACGAAGCAGAAGACUUUCCGUAG